GCAGACAGAACGUCAAAAUGGCGGACCUACUAUUGACUGUUUUCGGAUACAGCUCUUGACAGAACUCUAAAAGUUUACUCUAACUCUUAAAGUUUAUUCACGCUUUUUUAACGACAGAAACACCAACAAGCUAGCCGCUAUGACUCUGUGCGGAAACUGUGUCUUUGGUGUUUUGUUGUGUUUGUGUUUCGGAGUUUUAUCCAUGUUUACCUCAGUUCAUGGAUCAUUUCAUGUCUCUGGGUCAGUCAGUCUCAGUCUGACUGGUAAAUGGAGUCUGUGUAACGAUAACGGUUCGGUGUGUCUGCCGGCGGAGGUUCCUGGAUGUGUUCAUUCAGCUCUGCAGCGACAGGGAUUCAUACAGGACCCAUAUUUCAGGUUCAACGAUGUGUCUUAUAGCUGGAUCUCUUUUGACAACUGGACGUACACGACCACGUUCACUGUCUCGACCCAGCUGAGGACCAAACAGAAGGUGCUGCUCGUCUUCGAUGGUGUCGACACUGUAGCAUCAGUUUGGCUCAAUGGAGUCGUCAUCGGGAAGACGGACAACAUGUUUCGUAGAUAUGACUUCUCAGUCAGAGACUCUCUGCAGGACGGGAGCAAUGUGCUGAAAGUGAGCUUUAUGUCUCCAGUUGUUUAUGCGUCUGAGCGGAGGAAAGCUCACUCUGCCUACAGAGUUCCUCCUGAGUGUCCUCCAGAUGUCCAGAAGGGCGAGUGUCAUGUCAAUUUCAUCAGGAAAGAGCAAAGCUCUUUCAGUUGGGACUGGGGACCUUCGUUCCCCACGAUGGGACUGUGGAAGGGAGUACGACUGGAGGCGUUUGAUGUCCUGCAGCUCACCCACGUUUCCUCUGUUCCUCUUCACGAUUCCAGCCUGUCUCAGUGGAGGGUCCAGGUUGAGCUCCUUGUUGAUGCGGUUCAGACGACGAAUGGCCAGAUCACACUCUCCAUACCUGAGCUGGACUCAGAGCAGAGCUUCUACACACAGUUUCUCCCGGGACAGACCAAGAACAGCUUCACCUUACACCUCAACACGAGUAACCAGGUGAAGCUGUGGUGGCCCAACGGACACGGUGACCAACCUUUUUACCAACUCACUGUCAGAGGCUUACAGGAUGGAUUUAUGAUCCUGAACACAACGUCUAAGGUUUAUUUUCGGACGGUAGAACUUGUCCAGGAGCCAAUCGUCGGGUCUCCAGGCCUGAGCUUUUAUUUCCGCAUCAAUGGGAAACCAAUUUUCCUCAAAGGCUCCAACUGGAUCCCAGCGCACUCCUUCCAGGACCAGGUCACCCCUGCUGUCUUGAGGAACUUGUUGCAGUCAGCCGUGGACGCGAGCAUGAACGCUCUCAGGGUCUGGGGAGGAGGAGUGUACGAGCAGGAUCUGUUCUACAGCAUCUGUGAUGAGAUGGGAAUCAUGAUUUGGCAGGACUUCAUGUUUGCCUGUGCCAUGUAUCCCACUGAGGAUGACUUCAUUCAGACAGUCAACGAAGAGGUCGUCCAACAGGUCCAGCGCCUCAAGUCUCAUCCUUCCAUCAUAAUUUGGAGUGGGAACAAUGAAAACGAAGCUGCUCUGGCGACAGACUGGUUCAACAUCCCAGUUUCCCAGAGGCCCAUUUACCUGAAGGACUACGUGACUCUGUAUGUGAACAACAUACGGCGGAUAGUUCAACAGGAGGACCACAGUCGCCCGUUCCUCAUCUCCAGUCCGACAAACGGAGCUGAAUCGGAGCAGGAGAGCUGGGUGGCAGCGAACCCCUACGACCCUCACUAUGGAGACACACACUUCUACAGCUACACCCUGGACUGCUGGGAUUGGAGGACUUUCCCUCGGACACGUUUCGCCUCUGAAUAUGGCUUCCAGUCCUGGCCUUCAUUCUCCACUCUGCAGCCGGUUUCCAUAAAAGAAGACUGGAGCUACAACAGUAACUUCUCCUCCCAUCGUCAGCACCACCAGGAUGGAAACGAGCAGAUGUUGCAGCAGGCUGCGUUACACUUCCUCCUGCCGAACUCCACAGAUCCUCUGAAGAGAUUUACAGACACUCUCUACGUCACUCAGGUCAUGCAGGCUGAGUGUGUGAAGGCUCAGACGGAGUUCUAUCGGCGAAGUCAGAGUGAGAUCGUUGAGGGCAAAGGUCACACGAUGGGCGCCCUGUACUGGCAGCUCAACGAUAUUUGGCAGGCGCCCUCGUGGUCGUCUAUCGAGUUUGGUGGGAAGUGGAAAAUGCUGCAUUAUUUUGCACAGAACUUUUUCUCUGCCGUAUUGCCAGUCGGCUUCAAGGAUGACGACACGCUGUUCAUCUACGCCGUCUCAGACCUGAGUUACAACCUGACGCUCAGAGCUGUGGUGUCCGUGUACUCCUGGUCUGAUCUGGAUCCAGUCUGCACGCUGAAGUCCGACCUGCUCCUGGUCCGCGGAGGCAGCGCUGCAACCGUUUUUAAACAGCCAGUCGCCGCCCUGCUGGCAGGAUGUGGACACUGCACCCACCUCACCUGCCUGCUCACCUUCCACCUGGAGGACAGCACCGGCGCCCAGCAGGGUCCCACCAACCACCACUUCCUGUGCUCACCCAAAGACACUCAGGGGCUGCAGAGACCCAACAUCACAGCCAAAGUGCAGCAGGAUCAGACCGGCUACAGCGUCACCCUCCACUCUGCCUCUGUUGCUCCUUUCGUCUGGCUCGAUGUGGGAAACAUCCCCGGACGCUUCAGCUCCAACGGCUUCCUGAUGGUUUCUAGAAACAGGACAGUCAGUUUUACCGCUUGGCGUCCGACCAGCGUUGUAGAACUCUCCAGAUCCCUCACCGUCACGUCUUUAAGGGACGUAUACUGACCUGAGACCAGCUGGUCUACAUGUGGAGGUGGGACAACGUGCAGAGGUGAUAGGUGGGAAAAGAUGGAGCACAGUGUCCUGGAUCUGAACAGGUCCUUUUUAAAGAGACACUAUGAUACAGGAGUGACCGGAGAUGGAGGACUCGAGUCACAUGACCUGACUCGUAGAAAGUAGAAAGUGGCACGAGAAGAGAAGACUCAGAUCUGUGCUGACAGUAUCUGAGUAAAUGCAUUUAGUUACAUUCCACCACUGGGAACAGAUCAUCUUAUUUUAUCUCCAGGAGUUUGUGAUGACUUGACAUGUGACUUGUAGCAGGGACUCAACACGCUUGAUUUUCUCCACAGUGACUUGGGACUUGCACAGGUGUGACUCACUCCCACCUCUGGGACUGACUCUUGUGGAUUUUUGAGUGUGUGGAAGAUAUUUUUGGAGGAGAGUUAAAACUUUGUGCCAGUUUUCUAAAUGUUUGCCAAAGAAAAAAGAAGAGAGCAGAGAAUCCUGUGAUCAUAUUAAUGCAGCAGGUUGGUGUGAAAGUCUAACGAGCAAGUGACGUUAGCAACACCAGCAGUUUGCUCAUCAGCAGGUGCCUGAGAAGUGUGUGUUUAAUAACAUAUGUCUGUAUCACUGUGCAGACCUGCCUAUUAUAAAGUACCUAAAUAAUGUCGGGGAAA
Epinephelus moara (kelp grouper) is the source of this 3495-nucleotide messenger RNA. It is a transcript of the gene manba, whose product is annotated as mannosidase, beta A, lysosomal. The transcript has 17 exons. Gene Ontology annotation, molecular function: beta-mannosidase activity. NCBI's taxonomy places the organism in Eukaryota, Metazoa, Chordata, Actinopteri, Perciformes, Serranidae. Bases 140 to 2824 code for a protein of 894 amino acids. The record is from RefSeq and is a predicted model, not a curated record. Gene Ontology annotation, biological process: glycoprotein catabolic process; carbohydrate metabolic process.